Closterium sp. NIES-65 is the source of this 1803-nucleotide messenger RNA. The record is from the annotation of a GenBank genome assembly. NCBI's taxonomy places the organism in Eukaryota, Viridiplantae, Streptophyta, Zygnematophyceae, Desmidiales, Closteriaceae.
AUGGCUUCGCAGCGUAGCUUAUCUUCCGACGACACGAAAGCGACUAUGUCGUCUCAGCCUCACCCCUCGUCGAACCAACAAAAUGCCGACCCUAAUGGCUCGAAUGUCUCGCGUGGCUCGAACCGCUCGAACGGCUCGAAUGAUUCGAACGGCUCUCCGAUCGUCGUGCUGUCGUACCGUCAAGCGGCGCGUCUUGUCGCCAUGUCGACCGUGGUUCUCGUGCUGCUGCUCGCCGCUGCCUUCCACCUCGGCCGAAUGUCCAUCGGAGAAAUCGCAGCCGUCGAUUCGUCACACCUGAACAAUCUCCCCGCAGUCUCGUUAAGCGAUGUCUCAACAUUAUUCUCCCCUGAAACCCCUCGGCGUCGCGUGCUGAGAUCCCGCGGUCGUCCCAGACCGGCCAAACCCGCCAAAAAAACUGCUCCCGCCGAAAAUCCUCCUCCCGCCGAAAAUCCUGCUCCCGCGGAAAAGCCUGCUCGCGCGGAAAAGCCUGCUCCCGCCAAAAGACGUGCUCCCGCCAGAAAGCCUGCUCCUCGCAAGAAAAAGCCGCAAGCAGAGGUAAGAGUAGAGGUGAAGGAGGAGGCGAAAGAGGAGAUUAAGAGCGGCGGAGAUAUCAAGGAGGUGGUUGAGGUCCCCGCUGAUCAGGCUGCUGCUGCUGACGACGACGCAGCAAAAGCAGCAGAAGCAGCGGCUGCUGCGGCUGCCGCUGCUGCGAAUGGUGCUGGUGGGGAAGGGGGAGGGGGUGCUAUUGGUGGUGAGGCUGGCGGAUCAGCUGCUGCUGCUGAUUCUGCUGGUGAGCCUGCCACGCCUGCUGCUACGGUUGAGGCUACUACAGCUGCUGGUGCGUCAGACGCCGCAAGCUCCACAUCACCAGCCGCCACGUCAGCUCCUGCAGAGUACACGUCAGCGUCUGCUGACGGAGCAGCGAUCCCCGCAACGACGGUUGACCCAACGACGUACUACACGGCGGAGGGGUUGCAGCGGCUGCAGGACCCGUGUGGGGGAAUUGGCGGUGUCAGCGGGAAUCCCGGUACCAGCGGCAAUCGGAGGUGCUACAAUCGGUGCCACAGGCGAACGCGGUCGGGGUACUGUGUGAAGGAGCUGCUUUCGCUCUAUGAUGAAGCGUACAGCCCACCGUGGCCGGCACGGGUGGACCUGGUGGUGCGAAGCUAUGAGUCGGACAACUUCUUCCUCACGACUCCCCCUUCCCUGCUCCCCCUUCCCCCCCAUCUCCCCCAUCUCCCCCAACCCCCCCUCGGCCCUCAGCCCUCUCUGGCCCGCGCGGAUGGACCUGGUGGUGCGCAGCCACGUGUCGGACAACUUCUUCCUCCGCCCAUCCCCACCCCCUUCCAUCCUUCCAACUCCCAUCCUUCCAUCCUGCCCCCCUCAGUCCCCUGUGGCCCGCACGGUCCCUUGUGGCCGGCACGGGUGGACCUGGUGGUGCGCAGCUACGUGUCGGACAACUUCUUCCUCACGGCGUUCCUCUUUGCCAGCAUCGAGCAGAUGUGGCCAGCUGGCAUUGGUGACGUCAUCCUGGUGCUGGAUGAGAGCGAUCGCCACGUGGAGGACAUCGUGCCGCCCUGGGUCAAGAUCUACUAUGAGAAGAACUACCUGGGCCUGACACCCAAGCUGGUGCAGCAGUGGAGCUACCUGUGGGCCGACAACUACACCACCGCGCCCUACAUUGCCAUCAUAGAUGAUGACGUCAUCUUCAACCUCAAGUCAUUCCUUCCCUCCCCCAAACCGCCACCCCUCGCCACCCCCCCCCCCCCCCCGCUACCAGGUGACACCCGGGCUGCUCUUUAA